UUGGCUCGACCCAGUUCUCAACGGCUGCGACCUGAUCAGGUCGGGUCGGGCCGCGGCGCUGUUCCCUUGGCGCUGUUCCCAUGCGGCGUUGAAUGACAUGAGGCAUGAAGCCAUCUUCGACGCACUGGUAGCACCUCCUCGUCGGAUCCGACAGUCCCUGGUCGAUGGAAGCUCUUUAGCGGCUCCGACGGAACCAGUGUCGCCGUUGGAGGACUUCUUCCCCUCUCUCUCCCACGCCCGUGUUGGGCCGCGGCGACCUUUGGCCUUCACGGAGAGUGCGACGGAGAAGGUGAUGGCAUUGGAUGGGAAAGUCAUCAAUGUCACAGGGCGCCUCGGAGAGAAGCAACUCCAGGACCCUGCCACCAACUCGAGCGAGUGGGAGGUGAACCAAAAGCUCUGUGAAGAGGGCGAAUGCAAAGAAAGCAGGGCUCACGUGAAGGUG
Messenger RNA from Durusdinium trenchii, 442 nucleotides. NCBI's taxonomy places the organism in Eukaryota, Dinophyceae, Suessiales, Symbiodiniaceae. The record is from the annotation of a GenBank genome assembly.